AUGCAGGUCAGUACAUCGUAUGCCCUCUUCUCUAAAAAAUCCAGUAAUUAUAUUUUGGUGCAAUUUCCGAGCCCGCCCUGCUGUGUUGCCAUUGCCGUUGAGUGUGCUCACGUAAUUCAUUCCUUGCUCAUGCUAUCAGGUGACGUUGAGACUAACCCUGGUCCUGAGGGAAACGCUGCUGUACUCACUGAACUACAGAAGCUAAACGCGGGACAGACCCUAUUGAUUACGGAAAUACAGGGCCUCAAAACACAGCUGAACACAACAGACCAAACCAUAGCAAGCCUAGACAAACGAAUGGCCGAUCUCGAAAUGCAUUACCAAACACUUCUUCGCCUCAGAAACGAUAUUGAAAUAAUGCAGUCAACCACAAUCGACCAAGCUAAAAAGAUUAAAGAACUAGAAACACGCCUGGAUGACGCGGAAAACCAAUCACGUCGGAAUAACCUUAUUUUCUAUGGCAUCCCUGACCCUGCUAGCGCUGAAACGUGGGCUGAGUCAGAAAAACUAGUCAUUGAUGUUUGCCGCAAAAAUCUUGAUAUAACCUUGGAACCUAACGACAUUGAAAGAGCGCAUCGCCUCGGCAAUCAUUCAGCCGACCGAAUUCGUCCCGUAAUCGUCAAAUUCCUAUCUCAUAAAACCAAAGACGCACUGUUAUCAAAUGGCCGUAAAUUGAAAGACACAAACUACAGUAUUGGCGAGGACUUCUCCCGCACCGUUCGACACGCGCGUAAACAGUUACUAGUGUUUGCCAAAGCCAAUUCUAACAAGUACUCCUUGCGCUUCAAAACCCUGCACAUCGGCUCAAAACGCUAUGUAUUUGACGCAUCAUCCCAAGCCGUUAAGGAAAUAGCAUAGCAAUUGCCCCGUCACAAAACUUUAACAAAUCGUCGACCCGC
Messenger RNA from Dermacentor andersoni, 899 nucleotides. RefSeq lists its product as uncharacterized. Lineage: Eukaryota; Metazoa; Arthropoda; Arachnida; Ixodida; Ixodidae. The record is from RefSeq and is a predicted model, not a curated record.